AUGGCUGAGCUACAGCCGUCGGACGUCCCCGUGGCCGCCGCUCCACCGCCCUCCGCCGUGGCCGCCGCCGCGUCCACAGCGCCGGCUCCCCCUCCAGCCGAAGCAGCCGCCGCCGCCACGAACAGCGGCGCGGCGGCCAACAGUUUGGGGCAAGGGCUGGCUCCGAAGCGGCAGCGGCGGCCCAGCGUGAGAUUGGGCGAGAUCGGGGAGUCCCCUUACGACGCGCAGCCGCGGCGGGGGCCGAAGACGUGGCGCUUCCACAAGGACCCGUCUCUGGCAGCUAAGACCUCCAAGAUCCGACCCUUAACCAACCUCGUAAACGGCGCCCCCUCGGCCGGGGAUAAUUACGACGAGGCCAACGUGAACGAGGAGAACAAUUUCGGGUUCGAUUUGGGGAAUCGGAAGCCCAAGAUGAAGCAGCAGCGGCCCACCAAGCGGGCGCGCACCAAUUGGACCGCGUCGUCCUCCAAAUUCGACGCCGUGAACGGCGGAAUUGAAGGCGAGAGCUUCUUCCGCGAGGAGAAAGACAACGAAGAGUUCCGCGAUUUCGAGCCCGAGGGCUCCGAGAGCCCAUUGAAAGAGCAGAGCCCGGUUAAUUCCAUGGAAAACCUAGGCCUCCAGUAUUGGGACCGCCGGGCCAAUAGGGCACACCUUUCGGAAAGCCGAGAUAACGAUAAUCUCAACAACGGAGGAAUUCACACCGAAAUGAAUUCCCAGGACCGGAGUUCCGGCGUGAGGGACUGGUUAAUCGGCCUCGGCCUCGGCCGGUACUCCCCCGUUUUCGAGAUACACGAGGUAGAUGACGAGGUUUUGCCGAUGUUAACGUUGGAAGAUCUCAAGGACAUGGGGAUUAACGCCGUCGGCUCCCGCCGGAAAAUGUACACUGCCAUCCUGAAGCUCCGGAAAGGAUUUUCGUGA
Molecule: messenger RNA, 918 nt
Organism: Ipomoea nil (Japanese morning glory)
Lineage: Eukaryota; Viridiplantae; Streptophyta; Magnoliopsida; Solanales; Convolvulaceae
Exons: 1
Coding region: 1-918 (305 amino acids)
Molecular function (GO): protein binding
Source: RefSeq, a predicted model, not a curated record